Prunus dulcis (almond) is the source of this 1762-nucleotide messenger RNA. Its product is annotated as cytochrome P450 CYP749A22-like. Bases 43 to 1599 code for a protein of 518 amino acids. NCBI's taxonomy places the organism in Eukaryota, Viridiplantae, Streptophyta, Magnoliopsida, Rosales, Rosaceae. The record is from RefSeq and is a predicted model, not a curated record. Gene Ontology annotation, molecular function: heme binding; monooxygenase activity; oxidoreductase activity, acting on paired donors, with incorporation or reduction of molecular oxygen. The transcript is spliced from 5 exons.
UCUUUAAAUCCCCACAGGUUCAGAGAAAGACAAUACCAAAAGAUGACUUCUUUGGGAGGCCUAGUAAUCAUUGUUUCAAGCUUUCUGUGUCUGCUCCUUGUCUUAGUUCUCAUCAAGAUCCUUUACAAGCUAUGGUUGGCUCCGGCUCGCUUGCAGAAGCUGAUGGCCUUGCAGGGCAUCAAAGGCCCUCCUUAUAGACUUAUCCAUGGCAACACCAAGGACAUCUCCAACAUGAUCAAGGAAGCCGUGAGCAAGCCUAAGAGUUUGAGUUCGUCCCACGACGUACUUUCUGUAGUUCAACCUCACGUUCACUCAUGGACCAAGAUAUAUGGGAAGAACUAUCUUCAGUGGCAUGGUUCUAAGGCUCAAUUGGUCAUCACGGAGCCUGAGUUAUGCAAAGAGAUACUGAAUAACAAAGACAAAGCUUAUCCCAAAACAGUGCCCGAAAGCUUUGUGAAGAAGCUCUUAGGAGAUGGACUUGUGACAACAGAAGAAGGUGAAAAAUGGGCAAAAAUGCGAAGGCUCGCUACCCACGCCUUCCAUGGAGAGAGCUUAAAAAGUAUGAUUCCAGCAAUGGUAGCCAGUGCAGAGACAAUGCUAGAGAGGUGGAAAAAUUAUGAAGGGAAAGAGAUUGAGGUGUUUGAAGAGUUUAGGUUUUUCACUUCAGAAGUGAUUUCUAGAACAGCAUUUGGCAGCAGCUAUAUAGAAGGACAACACAUUUUUGAGAUGUUGAUGAAAUUAGGCUUCCUGUUAACCAAAAAUUCUUUCACAAUAAGGGUUCCUGGCAUCAGUAAGCUUUUCAAAACUGGCGACGAGAUCGAAUCAGAGAAACUUGAAAAAGAUGUACGUGCCUCCAUAUUAGAGAUUGUCAGGAAAAGAGAAGAGAAGGUGAUGACUGGAGGAGAAGACAGCUUUGGGAGUGAUUUUCUUGGAUUACUUGUGAAGGCUCAUCAUGAUGCCAAUGACAGCCAGAGGAUUUCAGUGGAUGAUUUAAUUGAUGAUUGCAAGACGUUUUACGUCGCUGGACAAGAAACUACUAAUUCUUUGCUUGCUUGGACUGUCUUUCUUUUGGCACACCACACGGAUUGGCAAGAGGAAACAAGAAAAGAGGUCAUACAAAUGUUUGGCAAACAGACUCCAAACCCUGAUGGCAUUGCCAAACUGAAAACAAUGAGUAUGGUGAUCAAUGAGUGUCUAAGGUUAUAUUCCCCUGUUGGUACUCUGUUAAGGAAAGCUGAAAGAGAAGUUAAACUAGGAAAGCUGAUUGUUCCUGCUAAUGUUGAGUUGGUAAUGUCAUGCCUAUCACUUCACCAUGAUCCUCUAAUCUGGGGACAAGACGCGCAACUUUUCAAACCAGAGCGAUUCGCAGAAGGGGUUGCUAAAGCGAGUAACAAUAACGCAGGCGCUUUCCUACCCUUCGGAGUAGGACCUCGAACUUGUGUGGGAUUGAACUUUGCGACCAUUGAAGCAAAGAUUGCGCUGUCGAUGGUUCUACAACGCUACUCCUUCACCCUCUCCCCGGGCUAUGUCCACUUGCCCUUUCAGCUAGUAACAAAUCGCCCCCUCCGUGGAGUUCAAGUAAUGCUACAUUCACUUUGAUAAGUAUCCAGAAACACAGACAUCAUGCAGUCAGGAAGUGAAUUGAUAAACUCGCUGUAUUAUUAGUCAAUUAUCAUUUCAACUUUUCCUAGCUAUUGUUGCCUCAUGUUUGGCAGUAUUGUUGGAUAAUACAGUAAUUUACUUAUUUUUGUUUGGUUUGGGA